This is a messenger RNA of Mesorhabditis belari, 420 nucleotides long. NCBI's taxonomy places the organism in Eukaryota, Metazoa, Nematoda, Chromadorea, Rhabditida, Rhabditidae. The record is from the annotation of a GenBank genome assembly.
AUGAUCCAAAGACGUUUGUUAACAUUUUCACUUUUUUUUUGCUUCAUUUCAACGAAGGAUUUAUCGGAGGGGAAUCCAUUGAGGCAAUAUCUCUUCACAAAUCGACAUGAGGAUUUUGAGCCACCAAAGCGAGAAUACCCACGAACAUUGCGGUGUUUAUCAAUGAUUUCCGAUGAUGAAUUAGGUGUCGAAAGAGAGGUGGAUUGUACGGUUGAUGAUGAGGAUGAGGAACACGCGCCUGUUUGUGCGCUUUCCCUUCACAAGGGUGGUGUCCGGCAAACAUACUGUAUGCGGUAUCAAGAAGAAUUAAUGCUAUCAAAUAAAUGCCAAGAAUCGGAAUGUGUCCUCUCCGCGACUCAAUCAACAAUCCAAUUUUGCUGUUGUUUCUCGGAUCGUUGCAAUUAUCAAUAUCGCACAGAA